Molecule: messenger RNA, 2262 nt
Organism: Chelonoidis abingdonii (Abingdon island giant tortoise)
Lineage: Eukaryota; Metazoa; Chordata; Testudines; Testudinidae
Gene: SLC35G2
Product: solute carrier family 35 member G2
Cellular component (GO): plasma membrane
Source: RefSeq, a predicted model, not a curated record
UCUUUUGCUGUCGCCUCAGUCUUUUCCUCCAGGCCCCUCUUUGCAGAGAGAAGAGGGCGAGUGGAGAAAGGAGAUCCAGGUCUAGUUCUGCAAACACCCUUUUCUGGAGUACGCCAGGCUGUGUUGCUGACUUCACAUUACACUGGGAUUAAUGGCGUUGUUCUGCCUUCUGGGCUCUUACAGCGUGAGAAAGAUGCAAGGACUGACAAAUUCUGGAGAACAGAUUUCCUCCCUUCUUUUCCUCUAACAUCACGCAGCCUCCUCAUUGUUUAAAGGGAUCAUUGUUUGGAUUUGAUCGGCUCCUUCUAAGCGAGAGACCUAGUUCUCUGAGGAAAUGGAUACUUCUUCCAAACAAUGUCCAGUCAAAAAACGAGUUAAAAUCCAUCCCAACACAGUGACAGUGAAAUAUACAUCACAUUAUCCCCAACCUGGAGAAGAGGGCUCUGAUGAAAUCAGUGAAGAUAUCGGAAGCUUUAUGGAGGACAAUCCAAAGAAAAGGUUGCUGAGUGACAGAAAAAGGAAAGGAAGAGCCUUCUUUGGGACUAUGGAUAUCCAACCUCAGCCAGCCCAAGAGACGAAAGCCAAUGAGACUGGACAACGCCAGAAUUUUACAGAAGGAAGCAUAUUUCAGUCCAGAAAGACUUGGGUAGUGCUGUUUGCCUCUGCCUUGGCUCAUGGGUGUGUGGCUCUGAUAACUAGACUUGCUUCUGAUCGUUCCAAAGUGCCCUCCCUAGAACUAAUUUUCAUUCGUUCAGUCAUACAGGUGUUGUCUGUCAUUGUUGUGUGUUACUACCACGAGGACCCCUUUGGACCAAAAGGAUACAGACUGCAGCUCUUCUUCUAUGGUGUCUGCAAUGUUAUCUCCAUUACCUGUGCUUACACCUCCUUCUCUAUAGUACCCCCAAGCAAUGGGACCAUUAUGUGGAGAGCAACCACCACGGUCUUUAGUGCCAUUUUGGCUUUUUUACUAAUAGAUGAACGAAUGGCUUAUAUAGACAUAAUGACAGUAGUUAGUAGUGUCUUUGGUGUUUGCCUGGUCAUGUUCCCCAACAUUGUUAAUGAAGAAAAUUCUUUGCUCAAUGUCUGGAAAGAAGCCUUUGGCUACACCAUGACAGUUAUGGCAGGCUUAACUACAGCUCUUUCCAUGAUAGUCUACAAGUCAAUCAAAGAUAGGGUCAGUAUGUGGACUGCACUAUUUACUUUUGGUUGGACUGGAACUGCAUGGGGAGCCUCUACCAUGUUUUUUCUUCAAGAGCCAAUUAUCCCACUGGAUGGAGAAACCUGGAGCUAUCUCAUUGCCAUCUGCAUAUGUUCUACUGUGGCUUUCCUGGGUGUCUAUUAUGCCUUGAAUAAAUUUCACACAGCUCUGGUCAGCACAGUGCAACAUUUAGAGAUUGUGAUAGCCAUGAUUCUGCAGCUCGCAGUGCUACGCAUCUUUCCCAGCAUUUAUGACUUCAUUGGAGGGGCCAUUAUUAUGAUUAGUGUUGUUUUCCUGGCAUGUUAUAAGCUGUCCUGGAAGAAUUUAGGAAGGCAAGAUUAUCAGGAGAUACUGGAUUCUUCCAUUAAAUGAAUGUCAAUUUGUUGUAGUCUUUACUGUAAUAGUUUCUUCACCACGAUGUCGAUAUUAAUGUUCAUUUACCAAUGUCCUUUGUCUAGUAGAGUGGACAGAGUACUAACUUUCUUGUUCAGAAAUGUGCCAGAUUCAUACCUGACAUAACAAUGUUUAAAUAAGUAGAGUUGUACCAGAGACGAAUUUGUCCCAAUGUGUUAAAUAAUUUAAAAUGUUUCAAUAUGUGAACUUAGAUUUACUCUCAGCUGGUAUGCAGUAGCUGCUAAGAUUAGAUAUAGAGAAUUCUGUCAUAGGACUCUUUCUAUCAUAGUCCUCCUUCUAUAACAUAAUAUUGAGACAGAAGGAUUCACUAUGGUUAGUCAUUCUGGACAGUGCACCUGUAGAAUAUUUUAUGGCAACAAGAAAGUCAUAUGUUGACAUUCACCACUGAAGGAGGAAAUUCAUGUUCCAUAGUAACAGUAUUCUUACUUGGUUGAAGCAUGUAAUAUUUUAUAAGUAAGAAUUUUAACAUGUAUAUGGUUAUAAUUCUUUAAAUAUCUGCUGGGAGAAGAGUAAAUAAAUAAAGUGAUGUUCUCUGUGCUCUAAUAGUAAAGGUGCUGUCAGAAUCUCCAUAAUAAUCCUUGACUUGGUCCUAAAACUCCCUGUUAGCUGAAAGCUGGAACACAUGAAACUAGAAAAAGAUAUUCAUGGGC